This is a messenger RNA of Loa loa (African eye worm), 393 nucleotides long. RefSeq lists its product as hypothetical. Lineage: Eukaryota; Metazoa; Nematoda; Chromadorea; Rhabditida; Onchocercidae. The coding region runs from base 1 to 393 and encodes 130 amino acids. The record is from RefSeq and is a predicted model, not a curated record. The transcript has a single exon.
AUGAAAAAGAUUAAAAGAGGAAGAGAUGGCGAAGUACGAAAUGCUACAAUAGAAAUCGCAGGCGGAAAAUUACUUAAUAGACCGAUCAAUAUGUUCUCUCGUUUAGAAAUAACUGAAGAAAAUUCAGAAUCUUCAACAAUAAAAGAACCCGAACAAUUAAAAGAGCUAAUCCCCGCACAAAUCAAAAGGCUCACAAAAGAACGAAUUCAUCAAGUGACAGGCAAAUCUAAUCCAAUCUUAAGAGGUGUAAUUUCAUUGGCCAUGAUUACAAUGCUAAUACAGCAAGCAUCAAGGAUAAAAACCUGCAAUGAUUGUUUACUAUUCCCUUUAGUAUACCAGAAAAGUGGGAGUGCGGAAACAAUACGAAGCACAUUUUCAUAUCAGCGAAAGUAG